GAGGCUGAAAGAGAGAGCGAGAGGGUGGGAUGCAAGACAGCAUGCGAGAGCUGGCAAAAGAGAAGGGUUGGCUCACUCACCAUGCAGGCAGGCAGCGCGAGCAUCGGAACCGUUUGACAGCAUUUGAUGACAAAACCCGUUCUGAACUUCUAUCUAUCGCCACCUCAACGUUCUAUUGCGACCAAUGGUGGAUUGAUGGGAGAAACUCGCUGCAUAUUUGAGGGAGGCAUGUGCACAUUUCGAGACACAUCCGAAUCUAUUUCAGGAUCAGGACGAAUCCUGUGACCACAACGCCUUUGAGAGAGGAAAUGUCAAAGCAGUAAUAGAGUAUGCUGCUUCGCAAAUACGGAAUAAUGCACUGUUUAGGAUGGACGAGCUGAUGUUGUCCUCGUGAAUGAGAUUUUGACGAAUUUCCACAUUGCAGUGCACGCAUAGAUGUUUUGCUACAGUAAAUAUUCGCUCCUAUUUAAGACUAUGGUUCGUGUCUGACGUUAUUUAUUUCUAGUGGACACGACAGAAGACGUUCUAUGUAUCUUCAACAGCAGCGCUUCUGUAAAGCAUCUGGAUACCACAGUCUGGGAGACUCGAAGCUUGGAUGUCAACAGUAGCCCCCCCACAUCAGCCCUGGAGAAGCGUACCGCCGGGAUCUCAGUGGUGCUGAAAGGACAGCUCAUUGUUUCAGGUCUCCCAAAGUUGACUUCCACAGAAAGCAUCUGCUUUUCACUGCUAUACAGCCGACGGGUAGCUAAAGUACUCCAAAUGCAUUAUUAUUUGGCUUAACGGCUUCUGCCCGACUGUUCUAUUAGGGUUCAUGGCUGUGGCACGCAAAAUAAAAACUUUGCUCACGGUUAACAUUUUUGUUUUUGUGGGGAUCAUAUUGUUCUCGGUAUAUUGCAGAAUACAGGACCGUUCUGAGGAACUCAUUCAGAUCGGCAGGAUAUCAGACCAGAGACUGCGAGCCAGGAAUGGCAAAGUUUCCAACUUGGUGGACAGGCAGUCCAUACUUCAGAGGCUGGAGCGGCUGGAGGACGUUGUCUACAACCAAUUAAACGGCCUGGCUAAGCCCAUGGGGCUGGUGGAGGGGCCUGGGGGUCUGGGCCAGGGAGGAGCAGCUGCCACUCUGGGGGACGACAGCCAUGUUGACGGGGAGGGGAAGUACGAGGACUAUGGCUACAACGCCCAGCUCAGUGACCGCAUCUCCCUGGACCGCAGCAUCCCCGACUACAGACCCAAAAAAUGCAAGCAGUUGACCUACCAAGAGGACCUCCCUCAGAUCUCAGUGGUGUUCAUCUUUGUGAACGAGGCCUUGUCGGUCAUCUUGCGGUCCGUCCACAGCGUGGUCAACCACACCCCUGCACACCUUCUCAAGGAGAUCAUCCUGGUGGACGACAACAGUGACAGUGUGGAGCUGAAGUUCAAUCUGGACCAGUAUGUGAACAAGCGUUACCCAGGCCUGGUGAAGAUUGUCCGCAACAGUAAGAGGGAGGGCCUGAUCCGAGCCAGGAUACACGGCUGGAAUGCUGCAACCGCCCCAGUCGUAGGCUUCUUUGAUGCCCAUGUAGAGUUCAACACUGCCUGGGCGGAGCCUAUCCUGACCAGGGUAAAGGAGGACCACACCCGGAUCAUCCUCCCGGCCAUUGACAACAUCAAGUUCAACACGUUUGAGGUGCAGCAGUACGCCAACGCGGCCCACGGCUACAACUGGGGCCUGUGGUGCAUGUACAUCAUCCCUCCUCAGGAGUGGCUGGACAAGGGCGAUGAGACGGCUCCCAUCAGGACGCCAGCUAUGAUCGGCUGCUCCUUUGUGGUGGACAGAGAAUACUUUGGCGAGAUCGGCCUCCUUGAUCCUGGCAUGGAAGUCUAUGGGGGCGAGAACAUUGAGCUUGGCAUGCGGGUGUGGCAGUGUGGGGGGAGCAUGGAGGUGCUGCCCUGCGCCAGAGUGGCGCACAUCGAGCGGACCAAGAAGCCAUACAACAACGACAUUGACUACUACGCCAAGAGGAACGCCCUGCGGGCCGCCGAGGUCUGGAUGGAUGAGUACAAGUCCCAUGUCUACAUGGCCUGGAACAUCCCCAUGAAUAACCCUGGGGUUGACUAUGGGGACGUGUCUGAGCGGGUGGCCUUGAGGAAGAGGCUGCAGUGUCGAAGCUUCCGUUGGUACCUGGAGAAUGUCUACCCAGAGAUGCGCAUCUACAACAACACCAUCACGUAUGGGGAGGUCAGAAACAGUAAGGCCAGUGGCUACUGUCUGGACCAGGGAUCAGAGGACGAUGACAAAGCCAUCCUCUACCCCUGUCAUGGAAUGUCCUCACAGCUUGCCCGUUACUCAACAGAGGGGCUUCUACAGCUAGGACCCCUAGGGUCGACCACCUUUCUGCCUGACACCAAAUGUCUCAUCGACGACGGAAGAGGGCGCACGCCCAGCUUGAAAAAAUGUGACUCUGUUUCGCGGGUUUCCCAGAGGCUGUGGGAUUUUACACAGAAUGGUCCAAUCAUCAGCAGGGACACUGGACGGUGCCUGGAGGUGGAGAUGUCCAAAGAUGCCAACUUCGGCCUUCGACUGGUGGUGCAGAGGUGUUCUGGUCAAAAGUGGAUGAUACGGAACUGGAUAAAGCAUCCGAGGCAUUGAGGCAAGACAUUAUCUCUGAGAAAAUAAUACCAUUUCAGUCUUGGAGGGCAAACCCAUGGACAGACAGUCAGAGAGCAUUCCAUAUGAGAUAGCUAUAGGCCCUUCGACUGAUGAGAUGAGUAGUUCACAGUGUGUGGACUCUUCUAUGGACUGUGUGCACUGUGCCCUCCCCUUAGGGCAAAGAGCUUUCAACUGCUGAAUAUAUGUUUUCAGCUGAGCUGGGGGUCAAACAUGGAGAGCAUACCAUAGGCCUACAGCGAGCUAUACAGUACUGUUUGAAAUGCUCUACAUUUUUACAGAACAUCCACCUAUGUACAAAAAUAAUAAUAAGACACUGGAAUGCAACUCCCAAGGGGGUUCAACACUGACAAUGACAAGCAAUGUGUUUUUGGUAUAAAGCCAAUCCCAGGAAUCUUUGCAGAUCAAAAGAUGAAAUUGCUUAUCAGUCACCAUAUCAACAUAUAAUUACUUCAGGCUAUCAUUUGGAGAAUUGCUUUGGACAUUUCACUAUCCUGUUAAGAGAUUUAAUAUGCUUCAAAAAGCUGUUCGUCCUCCUGAUGAACUGAUCAGGAUGCAAAGCAACUACUGUUCUCACAAAUACAAAAGGAUAUUAUUUUCUCUUUUUCUUUUUGACUGUAUUGCUCGCCACUGAUUAUCAGAGCAAUAACGUGCCUUUUUCCAUCCUUAUGCUUCAUCUGACCAGGGAAUGUCAAUUCCACAAGCAUGUACAAAUGAGUUUAAAGUAAUUAAUAUAUAAACCAAUGUAAAGAUGUCUAAAUAAUAGUAAUAUAUUGUAAAAUUCUAAUUGGUAUUAGUCCUCCAAGAACAGUUAGGAUAAUAAAAUGUUUUUAUGAUGACCCAGGAGUAUAUUUUGUAAAACUGGAUUCAUUCAAGAAUUCUAGAUUUUAAACCAUUGUUCACAGAGCCAGGUAGUGUACAUAUUGGAACAUUUCAAGAUUUCUAAAGAUGUUCCUUACCCACAAUGCUGUUCACUGCAUGUUACAUGGAAGCCAGGGCCUAUUUUUACAGAUGUAAAGACAGAUGCUGGUGGUUGUUUGACAGCAAAAGCACAAUUACCUGCCUUUGUUGUGUUUCCACUUACAGCCUCCUACUGGAUUCUGGCCUCACAGCUCUCUAAUCGUUAAAAUCCACCCACAGGAUCACAGGUCUUCACAAAGUACUGAAAGCGUUCCAAUUUAUUACGCUCAGCAAGAAACUCUUUCCCCACUGUAUUUUCUGAUGCCCGGACAACUUUGAAGAAAAAUAAUUUUCUCUAAACCUUUUUGGUGCCAUAUUUUGUGCCUCAUUCAUUCUAAUGAAUGGUCAAAAUGCAGAGGUGCAAAUUAAAUUGCUGCAAUUGCUGUGACAUAAAAUGUUCUUGACAA
Coregonus clupeaformis (lake whitefish) is the source of this 4014-nucleotide messenger RNA. RefSeq names its product polypeptide N-acetylgalactosaminyltransferase 9. Gene Ontology annotation, cellular component: Golgi apparatus. The record is from RefSeq and is a predicted model, not a curated record. The transcript is spliced from 12 exons. NCBI's taxonomy places the organism in Eukaryota, Metazoa, Chordata, Actinopteri, Salmoniformes, Salmonidae. Bases 812 to 2629 code for a protein of 605 amino acids.